Molecule: messenger RNA, 2181 nt
Organism: Procambarus clarkii (red swamp crayfish)
Lineage: Eukaryota; Metazoa; Arthropoda; Malacostraca; Decapoda; Cambaridae
Source: RefSeq, a predicted model, not a curated record
AGUCUUUACAGUGGGUCUCGACGAGCGGCGCAGUGAACAUGAGCGUCAGUCCGCGGGGUGUGCAGGAGGUGAUCACAGGUGCACAUGAGUGACGCCAGCACACACGGCCACACACACACACAUUUAGGAGUGGCCGUGACACGAGCCACGGGAACACCACCUCCAACAGGCCAGGCGAGGCAGUCAGCAGGCCGGGCCGGGGCGUGCCACCAGCUAGACACACACGCAGACAGGCACUCGGCAAGAGGGACAGCAGGCACUCAGUGUGGUGCCAUAGCGUGGUGUCAGCGGUUGGCUCACGCGAGCAGUGACAGGCGAGAGGAGGUCCCGGCCAUCGCCGCCUUCAGCCAACCAUCAGCUUAUCAUAAUUUUCCUCACUCGAUAGUGAAGGUGCCUCACAGUUUCCUUGCGGCCUCACUGUCUAGUGCCACAUUGCAUCUGCCUGUGUCGACCGCCUUGCCGAGGCUGGCGGCGGAGACGUAGAGGUCUGCAGGUUAUACUACCGUGACUCCGUAAUGAGCAGGUGUUAGUGGUGCCAAGUAGUGCCACGCUGAGCACACUAACUGUUGUGUAUGAGGCCAAGGUGGAUCAGUAGGCUACGGGUGUGAAAGGCGUCACGUCCACCCUUGUCUUAGGUAGAGACCGACAUCUCCCCGCAAGUGAUCACUAACACCUGGGUCACACACGACAUAUUACCUCCUAUUAUCCUUUACCGAGAAAAUUGGAACUAUAUUUACAUACAGUUGGAAGUAAUUCUGUUUUUUGUGAUAGUGCGGCCAUCCGGGAAUACAGGUGGUUAACGGGAAAGUGCAAUAGCCCAACAACGUUGUUUACCAAUGGGUCUAUCUGUAACCGUGAUGAUAAUCUUAAGUCGAUCACUAAUAACAAGUCUUUCAGUUGCGUCGUUGCUUUAAGUGUUUUGCGUGAUGAGGCAGUGUGUGUGUGUGGCUAUGUAUGUGUGUGCGUGCCGCAAGGGAGAGUAGCAUUAUAGGCCCAGCCUCACAAAAGUGCCCCUUAAGUGGCCACAGCCUGGCCGAGAUGUGGAGGCGCUCACCGAGUGUGCACUAUAAACACUGAACGCGCGCAGGAACUGGCUGGACAUGCCCGAGUCCUUUCACCAUAGUGAGUGCAGGAGAGUAAACUUUCUAUGACACGAUGAGUGUUGGCUAGAGACGAGAGCGCCCCCAGUGAGUGAAAAAGACUGACAGAGAGAGAGAGAGAGAGAGAGAGAGACAGAUUGUGUCCGCAGUACAAGAUGCUCCUCUAAUACAACUAUGACUCUUAAUCGCGGCUAAGGUGGCAUGCCAUCUGAACCCGGACCCUGCUCUACCCAUGGUGUUGGUGCUGGGGUGACUCGUCCUCAGCUGGUCGGGGCCGCCCACCUGGCUGGUGUGCCUUCCCUGCCGCCCAUAUUUACUCCCGCCCACCAUGUGACCCCACCGGCCAUCCAUGCUGCUCGUGCCACCCACCUCGCGCUCCGCCCACACAGCUGAGCCUGUGGUGCCGCCCACAUCUGAGAGCAACAGGUGUGCCGUCUACCCCAACACACUAGUGCCCAUCAAAGCCGAGCCCGCCCACCACCACCACCAGCAGCAGCAGCAGCACCACCACCCGCCCCACCCACAGCUCCCUGACAGCCACUUACGCCCACACAUGUCAGGCCUGAGCGAGACCCAAUACCCGCCCGCGUCUGCCGCCACCCACUCGGCGCCCAAUACGCCCGCGCCACCCUCCACGCCCACACCCGCGCCGCCAGUGUCCGUCUCGUCUGACCGUUCGGGCUCCGGAGGUUCUGCUAGUGGAGUUCCUCUCUCGAUUAUCCCGUCUGUGGUGGGGCCUGCCUCGGGCGGCAUAGUUCCCCCGUCAUCCACAUCUGUCUCAGUAGGUGGAGGCGUCUCUGUGGGCUCUGUCACCCCCGCUAUGCCCGUCCCUGGACCCUCAAACCCUCAGCAGCAGCAGCAGCAACAGCAGCAGCAGCAGCAGCAGCAGCAGCCGCCGCUACAUCACCCUCUGCUAGGUUACGUCUCACACGGGAACAAGAUCCUCUCACGUAACCUCAACGGCACGCGUGAGUACAACAUGUCGGAGGUAAAAGUCAUCGCUGCCAUAUUCAGCAAUGUUACUUUAAACAUUUCUCUAACACCAAGACAAAAUGUCCAGGAAUUAUUUAUAUUCUCUUAA